Messenger RNA from Drosophila bipectinata, 361 nucleotides. RefSeq lists its product as uncharacterized. NCBI's taxonomy places the organism in Eukaryota, Metazoa, Arthropoda, Insecta, Diptera, Drosophilidae. The record is from RefSeq and is a predicted model, not a curated record.
AUUGAACGCUUCCAGCGAACCAAGUGUCAUUAUGAAAGUCCUGGCUCUGAUUGUGUCCUGCCUACUGAUCCUUAAUCUGGGCUCCCAGCUGGAGGCCAGACUGCUCCUGACCAACGGCAAUGGCUUCUAUUGUCUCUGGACCACAAAAAGGACAUGCUCCAAAACCACUCCGGCUUGCGUUCGAAUCGCAACGGACGCAGCUGCCACAACAUUCUCGUGUAAAUAUUACAAGAGUCAGUGUCAGUUUCUGCUGGACACUUGCAAAGGCACCUCAAUUUAUGGCUUUGGCGACUCAGUUGAUGCUCAAACGUAUUGUACAGGAAAAAGUAUAACUAUUGGAAGCACUGGAGUCUGCACCUAA